Messenger RNA from Chara braunii, 3242 nucleotides. The record is from the annotation of a GenBank genome assembly. Lineage: Eukaryota; Viridiplantae; Streptophyta; Charophyceae; Charales; Characeae.
UGGAAUCCCCCAAAAGUCUUUUUUUUUUUUUUUCGUCAGAGGGGCGGUGAACAGGUCCGCGCUAAGGAGCUUUGAUGUGUUUGACCUGUUAGUGUGUGAAGGUCUGCCACAAGCCAUUGUCAGUGAGGUUGGUGCGAUGAAUCAACAAGCAAGAUUAUGGUUGAAGAAAGGAAUGAAGACAACAGAAGUGGGCAGCAGGUGAAGGAAGACUCGGUCGGCAGUGGAUCGCUUAUACCAUCCAUUCUGCCGUAUACUUUCUACUCUCUUUCUACUCUCUUUCUCUCUCUGUGCCUUCCCCACCCCUCCCCCUCUCGGAAGGUUGUUUUUGUAAUCGACUGGAGAGAGCAGCUAAGGUGAAGAGAUUAGGUAUAGCUAUCCUUACCAGUCAUUAUUACCUCUCUCUUGCAUGCUGAGUCUUUCUCUGCCUUUCCCCCUUGUCAAUUUGAACAAAGUUGUAAUUAUGUGUAGGUGCGGAACUCAGUUAAACUCUGUCGUUACUGUCGUCAGGUCAGCAUAGUCUGGGGAACAAGGUGCAGAAAGCCUGCACACCCCCACACGCAGACACAACAGGAGCACGGGAACGCGCACAGAAAAUAGAAAGAAACAAUCAGGAGUGUGGCCUGUCACAAUGGGUCCUACAGGGGCAACUGUGAUGUUUGGCUCUGCAGUUUCUGCUGACAGGUUAUUGAAUUCCAAUCCUUUGCCUUUGCCUUCCUUUUCCUCCUCCUCCUCCUCCUCCUCCUCCUCCUCCUCCUCCUCCUCCUCUCCAUCCUCCUCGAAUUCGGCUGUGGGAAGAGCAGCACCCAAGCACUCCGUGCCAUUCGAGCAGAAGAAGCUGCAAUUAUUCUCUGGGAACGUAGCGAGUUAUCUUCCAAAGUCGUGCGCAGGUUUUCGUGGGCGAUUCGCUCGAUGCUUGGCUCUCGAGGUAGCUAAGCAGGAAAGUCUCUCCUUUGCAAGUGGAUGUCGUGCUGUGCGACAACUAGGAGGACAAACAGGAGCUGGAGGCAGAAGGUCUAGCCUCCGUAGAAAAGGACAUGCGCAGAAUGAUCAAAGAUGGGUACUGGUGAGGGCCAUGGUCUCCACAGGUGGAAGUGGAGGUGGUGGGGGGGGAGGAAGUUCCACCAGUGCCUGGGCUCCUAGCGCAGCGUCCAUCGAAGCCAAGGAGAUGGAAAGAGUGACAGCUAAAGAGUCUCUGCUGCUUGCGAUCAAAGACGCAGGGGGUUGGGAGUCUUCCUUCUCUGGAAAGACGUCAUCUGCCGCCGUCGCUGAUGUCAAUGAAAAGGUCUUGGCCCUAGAACGACUGAACACAGUGCCGCGACCGACUACUUCUCCUCUCUUUGAAGGAAGGUGGCAGUUUGCAUGGACCGGUGUUCAGAGCCCAUUGUUGCUUGCUUCAGGCGCUGUACUCGGCCAGAUGCCUGCGCAACUCGCUACCGUUGACUCCCUUCAGCUCUUGAUAACCUCUCAGGCGGCGCGCGUGUCGGCAGUAUUGAGGCUCCUCUCCUCGGUUGUCACCGUGCUUAGCUUGACCUGCAAAUUGUCGGUGGAGGGUCCUACCCGUCUGACAGAAGAGUUCGUCGAGGGUGCAGUGGACAUGCCUGCACUUGCUGAAGACACUGCCCCUGAUAUUCUCAAGUCCUGGUCUCAACAACUGAGCACUCUCGCUCAGAGCCUACCGAGGAACGUAACCCAGACUCUUGAAGACGGCCUUAAGAUUCCGCUGGCUGGCAGCUAUUCGCGGAGGAUUCUGGUAUCUUAUCUCGACGAGGAGAUUCUCAUAGCCAGGGACCAAGCAGGCGCACCGGAGGUUCUUGUGCGAAUGAACCUCCUUGACUCUGACUCCGGCACAGAUGUGGAUUAUGUUCCACCACCAGAAGAUUAUGAAUCUUGAUUGCCGCACCUGGACCCCUGAUUGUCUGGCCCACUGACCUAGCCUCCUGACUUUUCUCUCUUAUUGUUGUCGUCGAUGGUAGAGCUCGCUACAGUUGAAUCAAGUCGUUGCUGAAUUGACAAGAACUGACUUGACGGAUGACCUCGAGAGCUCGAACUCUCAAGUAUCGUUUGGAUUAAAGUUUUGUGUAGGCCUGGUUUCACUUGAAUUACCAGUCGAGUCGAUUCAGGAGUCAAGAAGGAAGAUGUUUGACUGAAGCCCUCAUUGGUCAAUUGACAAGAACUGACUUGAGGAAAGGCUUUGAGUUUGAACUCAAGUUGGUUUGGAUUUUGUGUAGGCCUGGUUUCGCUCGAGCUACCAGUCGAGUCAAUUCAGGAGUCAAGAUGGUUCUCGCCCGCGUUGGGAUGCCAUGAGCUGGAACCGUAUACUGUGAAAGUAAAGCCUCGCGGUUUUCAGUUCGUACUUGCAGUGUGAAUGCAUCUCGCCCGCUUUGGAAUGAAGAGGUACAUUGUUAACUCUGGUCGUGUGAGAUAGGCAUAGCAGGGGGUGGAUACCAUGUUGGCCCGGGAUGUUUGUGUCGUAAUUUAUCGCGACAUCCAUCAUGUUGAAUCAUGUCAGAGCCCCUUGAGUGCUGAUUUUGUCAAAGCUGACAGCGUUUCUCUUUUCUUUUUAUUUUAUUUUCCCCUUACCAAUGAGGGUGUAGAUAUGACAUAUAUAUGCCAGUGAAUGCAUCACUUGGGAUCUCUGUAUGGACGUUUGUAGCAGCUGAACCUCUAUGUACGAGUCGACGCGUGCACUCACAGUUGGUAGAAUGUCCACUUGUGGUGCAACUGGUAGUCCUCGUUGGGCUGUGCUGUAUGUCUGGACCACCGUAUCGGCGCUUUGCUGCUGGUUUUCAAGUUUUCCACUUGCCUCACGCUGCCUUGCUGCCAUACUGCUUGGGCUUGAUACUCGACUUCACUGCUUGCCUCUCUUGCUCUGUUGCCCGUUUGCCUGUGUUGUUGCUUGACCCCCUGUUGGUGCUUUGCUUGUUUGCCUUGCUGCCUGCCUUGUUGCUUGCCUUGCCGCCCAGCCACCUGCUUGCUGGACUCUGUGCCUGGCUGUUACUUGCCUUAUCGCUUUUCUGUUUGACUUUGUCCUGCCUCCCUGCUUGUCCUUUGCUCUACCGCUACCUCCUUUGCCUUGCUGCCUGUGUUUCACGUCUGACCCCUCCUGUUCCCGACCCCUCCCGUUCCCGAUAGUCAAGCGGACGAUGAGGGUGCAAGCGCUGUGUCCUCUCCUCCCGCUCGAACCCUCCCAUUCCCGACCCAAACCCUCCCCCAACAGCCCUCAACCCCGAGCUAUCCACUCG